AUGAUAUGGAAAUUGGUGAACAAGAAUUAGAAACUAAGAAGGAAGCCUCUCAUGAAUCUGGAGAGCUUAGAGAUUUGACGUCGACAAUACGUUUCGAUCCUAUUCCACCUCUUAUCCAUCCUGAUCCCAGUGAAUCUGAACCUAAUCCUUGUACCCUUCAGACUAUUAAAUCUGAAGCUUCAAAUCGUGAACUCUGCCACCAAGAGCUAAGUAGAACCGAACCCUGCAACCAAGAUCAUAGUAGAACUGAACUCUACAACCAAGAAAAUAAUAUAACUGAACCUUGCAACCAAGAUAUUAACAUAACUGAACCAUGCAACCAAGGUCAAAGUAAAACUGAACCCUGCAACCAAGAUCAUAGUAGAACUGAACUCUGCAACCAAGAACAUAGUAAAACUGAGCCUUGCAACCAAGAUAUCAACAGAACAGAACCCUGCAACCAAGAUCAAACUAGAACUAAACCCUGCAACCAAAAUAAAACUAAGCCAUUCAAAAUGGGAUGCUGCGGAUGUAAUUCAUGGAACUGCGGGCACGCUAGCUGCUGUUCAACAAGCUGCUACCAUUCUCAUCAUCAUGGACAUGCGCAUGCGCACAGUCAUUGCCAUAACAGCUGUUGUGGCAGCAGCUGUGGAUCUUGUAGCGGCAGCAGUUGCUGUGGAAGAUCGUGUAAGCAGUCCCAGCACGAUUAUUAUCAUAGUAUGGAGAGUUAUCACAGGUCUAUGUCGGAUUCCUACAGAAACAGAGCCGCCCACGUUAAAUCCCACAUGUGCUAGAACAAAAUCCAAGGAAUAAGAUUGUUUAAAUCAAAUAUUUGGAUAUAACAGGCAAAGAUUUUAUUGGAAAUUGUAGGGUUUCCCACGCUAGUGGAUUAUACUUUCCCACAAUUGCGAGCCCAUUAAUUUCGCGCAAUACUGAGCAAUUCCAAGCAUUGCCCCGGAAUUCCGCAAGACAGAAUUCAAAUUGGGAUCCCUACAAUUUUGUAAAAUGACUGUAAUAUUCGAAACGUUGAACUUCUGGAUUAAUUCAAGAUGACUUAUAAGUCCUUUGUUGGGAUUAGAUUAAUGAGAGAUCGGCGAAUCCUUAGAUUCGAUUUGUAUUCAGGAAAAUAAUUAUUUUCUGACAUCUUUACAAAUAUUAUGAAAUUAAACCAUCAAUUCAAAAGUUUUCGCUUUUCUAAGGAAUUAAGCUUUACUUUAUUCUAUGCAUUUUUUUAGUAAAACCAAUAAUCAAAACAACAAUAUAACUUAUGAUAACCAUAUGAUUUUUUUGAACACUUAAAAACCAGUCCAUUCAACAAAUUUAUUUAU
Messenger RNA from Eurytemora carolleeae, 1307 nucleotides. RefSeq names its product keratin-associated protein 13-3. The record is from RefSeq and is a predicted model, not a curated record. Lineage: Eukaryota; Metazoa; Arthropoda; Copepoda; Calanoida; Temoridae. The transcript is spliced from 4 exons. The coding region runs from base 6 to 773 and encodes 255 amino acids.